UCCCCGCUCUCUUUUUGCAUCUCUCCAUCUCCGUCCGACUUCGACCGAGUCGUGUGAACCAUGUAUAACAUUGUCCAUUAACUCACUCCCUUCUCGCUUGUCAUUAUUAUACUUCUCUGUUCAGACCCUCAUCUGUCUAUCUAGUAUUUUAUACCCAUAGUUAGGACCAGGGAAAUCGAUUUCAGCCUCUUAUACCGUGAUGGCAAAUCACAGAACUUCACAGUCCAAGAAGCCAUGGAUAGAGACUCCACUUGUAGAGUCGUCUACACUCUCACGAGCAGUCGGAUGUAGGGUAUUCCUCAAGCUGGAGAACCUCCAGCCCAGCGGAUCAUUCAAGUCUCGGGCAAUGGGAUCCCUUAUACUCUCACAUCUCUCUAAUCCAGCCAACUCCAAUCGCGAUAUCCACUUUUACAUUUCCUCUGGUGGAAACGCCGGUCUAGCUGCUGUCUGCGCUGCCCGUUCUCUUUCCUACCCCUGCACAGUCGUCGUCCCACGCUCAACAAGGGCAAUCAUUAUACGGAAGCUUCGAGAUGCGGGCGCCACCGAUGUGAUUGCACAUGGCGAGACAAUUGCUAAGGCAGACGAGUAUAUGCAUGAAGUAGUAAUGAAAGAACGACGAGAAGGUGAAAGUGAUGACGUGGUCAAGAUCGCCUUGCAUCCAUUCGACCAUGAAGCCAUCUGGGAUGGAAAUAGUACAAUUGUCGAUGAGUUGGUGGACCAGCUUCCGCCUGAUGCCGAUAACAAUCAGCGAGCUGUCCCCGCCGAUGCUAUCAUCUGCAGUGUUGGUGGUGGCGGUUUAUUGAAUGGCCUAGUGAUGGGGAUUGAAAGGCAGAAGAAACUACUCGGCCAAGACACGGAUUCACACACGAAUACAGCAAAAAAAGAUAUCAAUAUCCUUGCUGUGGAGACAGAAGGGACUGCCUCAUUGGCCCUUGCCAUGUCCAAGAAAUCUCUCGUCUCCCUUCCAAGCAUCACUUCUCAGGCAAGCUCUCUCGGCGUUGUACGCGUUUCUUCCCGCACACUCGAAUACAGCCUCUCCCCGCCGCCAGGUAUCUCCAUACACAGCGUCGUUAUUUCCGACGCUGAUGCUGCGCGCGGUGUCCUCCGUCUUGUCGAUGAUGAACGGCUCCUUGUCGAACUGGCAUGUGGUGUAUGCGUCGAAGCAGCCAUAGGAGACGCACAGAGGCAGAACCGAAAGGAGCGCAGGGGGCACGGCGGGACCGAUGAAGGCUACGGUAGUGAUCCAACCAGCAGUGAUGAAUCAAACCCCGGGUCUAGUACUGUCUCAUGUGCGUCAGAUGUCGAAGAUACAGACUCGGAAGCAGAUUCUGCGUCUCAGAGAGUUUCCAAGCUCAGACAAGUUGUUCCAGGUCUCAGUCCCCAGAGCAGGGUUGUUAUUGUCGUCUGUGGUGGAAGCAAUAUCACGCUUGAUAUGGCCACGGAGUGGAGGGAGAAGCUAAACAAUGGAUGGGGAAGUAAGAAAGGGUGCGAAUAGAAGCUCUUUUACGAAACACUGCGACAAAUUGCGUCUCAGAUCCUCAUGAUCUGUUGAUAUGUGAUGAGAUUCCUUUUUUGCUGGGUUUGUUCAGGUGGCCAGCGCGCCUAUUCAGGCUUUAGCCUGCCACUGGAGUUUUUGGCUUUGUCUGUUUCCCUCUGGAUGAUACAUUUGCUUGGCCCUGAAAAGCUUCAAACA
Paecilomyces variotii is the source of this 1693-nucleotide messenger RNA. Its product is annotated as tryptophan synthase beta subunit-like PLP-dependent enzyme. The transcript is spliced from 3 exons. The coding region runs from base 200 to 1495 and encodes 431 amino acids. The record is from RefSeq and is a predicted model, not a curated record. Gene Ontology annotation, molecular function: L-serine ammonia-lyase activity; threonine deaminase activity; pyridoxal phosphate binding. NCBI's taxonomy places the organism in Eukaryota, Fungi, Ascomycota, Eurotiomycetes, Eurotiales, Thermoascaceae. Gene Ontology annotation, biological process: L-serine catabolic process; L-threonine catabolic process.